Lodderomyces oxycetoniae is the source of this 804-nucleotide messenger RNA. RefSeq names its product oxidoreductase. The coding region runs from base 1 to 804 and encodes 267 amino acids. Gene Ontology annotation, molecular function: oxidoreductase activity. The record is from RefSeq and is a predicted model, not a curated record. The transcript has a single exon. Lineage: Eukaryota; Fungi; Ascomycota; Pichiomycetes; Serinales; Debaryomycetaceae. Gene Ontology annotation, cellular component: cytosol.
AUGUCAUACGGUAAGGCAGCGGCAGAAAGGUUACAGAAUAAAGUCGUCCUCAUUACUGGUGCUUCAUCGGGAAUCGGUUUUGCAAUUGCUGAGGAAUUGGCUGCUGUGAAUUCCAAUAUCAAAUUAAUUCUCACGGCAAGAAGCUUAGAUAAACUUGAGAAAUUGAAACAAAGUUUAGAGAAGAAGUACGAAGGAAUUGAGGUGUUGGCUAAAAAAUUGGACGUUUCAGAUGUAAACUCGAUUGUGCCAUUCGUUAACCAAUUACCUAAGGAGUAUGCAGAUAUAGAUAUUUUGGUCAAUAACGCCGGUCUUGCGUUGGGGAGGGAUGAAGUCGGUGAGAUAAAUCCUACUGAUAUAGAAACUAUGUUCCAAACAAACGUCCUUGGUCUUAUCACAAUGACUCAAGCAGUUUUGCCAAGGAUGAAAGAACGCAAUACUGGGUUUAUUCUUGGGCUUGGUUCAAUUGCUUCUCGUGAUGGAUACCCUGGAGGAUCAAUUUACUGUGCAACAAAGGCUAGUGUUAGGUCAUUUUUUCAAAGUCUUUCAAAGGAAUUGAUAUCUACUAAAGUCCGCUGCAGUCUCUUGGAGCCGGGAAUGGUUAGGACAAACUUCAGUAUGACAAGAUUUAGAAAUGACCAACAAAAGGAGGCAGAUACAUACAAGGGCGGGGAGCCAUUAAAUGCAGUCGAUAUUGCUGAGAUUGCAGCGUUUAUCUUAACCAGAAGAGAAAACACUGUUAUUGCGGAAACUCUCGUGUUCCCCACCAACCAAGCUAGUUCAGCUCACAUCUAUAGAAGCGAGUAA